Messenger RNA from Malus domestica (apple), 1853 nucleotides. RefSeq names its product GATA transcription factor 8-like. Gene Ontology annotation, cellular component: nucleus. Gene Ontology annotation, molecular function: zinc ion binding; sequence-specific DNA binding. The record is from RefSeq and is a predicted model, not a curated record. NCBI's taxonomy places the organism in Eukaryota, Viridiplantae, Streptophyta, Magnoliopsida, Rosales, Rosaceae. Gene Ontology annotation, biological process: positive regulation of DNA-templated transcription; cell differentiation.
ACCUACCGUAUUACCCACAGCUUCACUCUCUUCCUCCUCCUUCCUUUUUAGCCUUCCCCAUUCCCCUCUCUCUCUCUCUUAAAUUCCCUCUCUCUUUCUCUCUCCUCCUCUCUCUCUCUCUCUCUCUCUCUCUCCCUCUCCUCUAUAUCUCACUCCUCCUUAUAACUGAGAAGGAAUAGGGUUUUGGUAGUUUUAGUAGCACCAGCAGAAGCAGUAGGAGGUUUUUGUGGCUCUGCAAAUUUUGGGGAUUCUUUCUUCUUCUUCGUCUUCUUACGGGUUUGUUUAGGCGGGAGAGUGAAGUUAGAGUUCGAAACCAAAACAAGUUCACAGGACAAUUUGCGACGGAGAAAAUGAUCGUACCGAACUAUAUCGACGAUAUAGACUGCGGGAGCCUCUUCGACACCAUCGACGACCUCCUCGAUUUCCCAACCGACGACGUCGAGUCCGCCCUAGGCCCCGCCCCCAACUGCGACGCCGCCUUCAACUCCUCCUCCCUCUGGCCCGGCCAUUCCGGCUCGCUCCAGCCUCCCAACGACGCCGUCUUCUCCUGCAACUCCGCCUCCGACCUCUCCGCCGAGCUCGACGUUCCGAUUGAAGACAUUGUUCAAUUGGAAUGGCUGUCAAACUUCUGUGAGGAUUCCUUCUCUGGAGGAAGCCUCACAAUCAACAAACCGGACAUCUCCUUCAUCAACAGGGAACCGUCCCACCAGCAGUUCCAGACCUCCAGCCCGAUUUCCGUCCUCGACAGCAGCAGCUCUUGCUCCGUCGAGAAGAAUGUGCCGCAAAGCCCUGGCGCGGUGGUCCCUGGCAAGCGUGGACGCGCUCGCAGCAAGCGCCCCCGCCCGGCCACAUUCAACCCUCGUUCCGCAAUUCAACUCAUUUCCCCUGCUUCCUCUGUUACCGAGGCAGAGGCCCUUCAGCAUCAGCAGUUGCUCCCUCCGAAGGUCCAUUCGGAUUCUGAGAAUUUCGCAGAGUCCCGUCCUGUGAUCAAGAUACCAAGGCAAGCUUCCGGGGAGCAGAAGAAGAAAAAGAAGAUCAAGUUGACGCUUCCCCAGGCUCCCGCGGAGGGAAAUCAAAGCUCCGGCACUACUCAGGGAGCAGUGAGGAAAUGCUUGCAUUGUGAGAUCACCAAGACACCCCAGUGGAGGGCAGGCCCAAUGGGGCCGAAAACCCUAUGCAAUGCCUGUGGCGUCCGCUACAAGUCAGGCCGUCUCUUCCCUGAGUACCGGCCCGCUGCCAGUCCCACCUUUGUUCCGGCCUUGCACUCCAAUUCCCACAAGAAGGUUAUCGAGAUGAGAAACAAAGGCGGGGAAGUGGUUCCCUUUGGAGAGACCACAACAGCAAUGACCGAAACUCCAGAGCUCAUCCCCAAUACUAACCACAGCAUUUCGCUGGAUUACAUGUGAGGGGGAGGAGGAUGCAGUAGAGUACAACGUUCCCUGGUCGGAACACUCCACAGUCCACAGCUUUUCGUUCUCUCUGUCAUCAGUUUAUGUUAUUUGCCGUAGCGUCAUUUCAUUUCUUUGUUCAUUGGUUUUUUGUACAGGGAUGCAAAAUGGGGGGUAAGGAGCCAAUAUAGAUGACCAUAUAUUUAGCUAAGUAGAAGGAGAGACCUGGAAAAAAAAAAAAGGAUGAAGGGUUAGAGAGAUGCAAGUUUAAUGGUAGACUCUUAGAUGUUAGUGACAAUGAUGAUGGCGAGUAGGUCCUUAAGGUUUUUAGAGUCUGUGUUGUCUCCUUUUGCAUUCGUUUUUUUCGCGUUUUUCUUCCUUGCAAUGGAAUUCUUUUUGCAGUUCAUUUGUAGUAGACAAAAUUCUGAAACGGGUACUGGAAUUUGAGAUUUGUAUUGCUUCGUA